CUUCUGGUUCACACAAUAUGGCCGGAAAAUCUUCAUUCUAUACACAGGACUACAGGAGUGAGGCGUGUGUCAGGCAAUGGUUGAGAUCGAGUCUUGAGAGUUGAACGCAGACGGCAGAAAUUCCGCCGGCCGCCUUCGUCCAAAGUUCCGCAGACCGGUAGACGGCAAAAUCUCAGAUGGACAUGGCUCUUUCCAGGCUUCUAGUUUGAGACUUCAAACUUCCGGCUUCGUCAGACGUUCGCAGAUGGCAGAUUGGCAGUUAAGUUUGAGAGUUCUUCGGAUGUUUCUCCAAUCAUCCGAAGUAUGAAUUCUGAAGUUUAUUGUUUCUCCAAUCUCCAGACUUUGGUAUGUAAUUUUAAUUAUAAUUGAAAUCUAUUUUACUUACUUUUAUUGGUUAUAUGCUUUAAUUAAUUAUUUAAUUUGAAAUUGGAAAUUUAUUGAUUCAUUAAUCUGUUUGACUUACUUUUAUCGGUUAUAUGCUUUAUUUAAUUAUUUAAUUUUAAAUUGGAAGUUUAUUGAUUCAUUAGUUCGGCUAGUUUGAUUUUUUUUUUUUUGCAAGUUUAUUGAUUCAAUAGUUUAAUUGCUUUUUAGUGUUAUUGAUUAAUUGCUUGAAUUGGUAUACCACAUAAAGUAGAAAUUGAUUGUGCAAUUUUUUGAUUAAUUAGUUUCAUUGCUUUAGUUAUUUUAAAUUUUUGCCAAAAUUGAAAAUGAGGCAAUUUUCCAACAUUUUCAACGUAUGCAAACAUGCUGCACGCAAUUGUCUAAAUUGGCUUCUUCUUCUAACAUUUAAUUGUAAUGUAAUGUACUUUUCUCACAAAUUUUAUAUUCUGUAAACUUUAGUAACAACUUAUAUUUUUGCAUUUUCUAAUACUUUUAGCCACCCCUUUAAUUUCGUUCUGGUUCCGCCACUGUAUAUAAUUACUUCGUAUAUGAUUGAGCACGUUCCAACUUUUUGAGAUAAAGGGUUCGAAAGCUCACAAAAAUGAAAAAACAAAGCAUAAAAAUACAUUUUCCUAUCUAUGAAUAUAAUAAAUGAAAAUUACUUCGUAUUUCCUACGGAGUAUAAUCUAGCUAUCAUAUCUCCGUAACAGAUAUAUCUUCCCAAACAACCGUAACGUUACGAUUAAAAGCCCACUUGGUAAUAAAAUCUCCUCAUUUUCCGGAAACUUAUGAAGUUAUGAUUGAAGUGCUUGGAUUAGCUGAUUCUGAUGAUUUAUAUUUAAAAUAUAUUUUAAAGUAUAUUUAAAAUAUAUUUGAAAUUAUGUGUAAAUUAUUAUGUGUAAAUUAUAUUUAAAAAUAUUUUAUUACGGAGUUGAAGGGUAUUUUUAUUCUCUAACAUAUAUUUUAAUGGUAUAUUUGUAUUCUCUGUUUUUACCCCAUGGGUCUGAGGGAGGGGGGUUGGGGGUUUGAGUAUUGAACACGGGACCUUCUAUAAGGAAAAAUGAGUCAACGACCAGUUGAGCUGGACCACUUUUUCCUUACAUUAACUCAUUGAUGAUAAGAAAUAUACGUUCUUGAAUAUUUUGUGUUUUGAACUAUUUGAGUACUAUCUCUUCCCAUUUGACAGUUUUGAUUUGAAAAUGACACAUUUUUAGACAAUGGUUAAAUAAAACAAUUUUGAGUACAGUUUGAAAAGUAGUUUGGUGAGUAUCUAACAUAUAAAAUUUUCUUAAACAUUACUAAAUGGAAGCCAAAUUUGAAAAAAAAUGAAUACUUGGCUUAUAUCGACAAAAAUGUGACUAUCACAUUAAUCAAUUUGGAAAAUUAUGAGUGUCAUGUGCUAUUGGUCUAUUAUGUCAUUGACGGUUUUUUAUGUCAAUGUUAGUUUAUUACUCCCUCCGUCCCUUAAAGAUGUUCCCAGUUUCCUUUUUGGACGUCCCAGAAAGAAGUUACCAUUUCCUUAAAAGGAAAGAAUAUUAACAUGGAAUACUAAUAUACUCUUCCCAUUUACUCUCCUCAUUUACCCAAUUACUCUCCCCACUUUCCCCAUCAUUAUCCGGAUAACCCAUUUACAUUCCCCACUCGCCUCCUCUCUCUCUAGAACGUGCCUUCAUCUUCUUCUGGUUUCCACGCAUGGAAUCCUCCACCAACCCUACCCCUUCCAUUGAUGAACACCCUGUUUCUGUGUCAUCUUCGAAUUCAGACUCCAAACGGUUAAACCUUUCCGAUGGUCAUCCACUUGUAACAAACCCUAGCCUCUGUGAUUUCGAAAAAAAAUCGGUCACCCAUUCUAAAGUUAUUCGUCCCGUUUGGGUGGACGACGACGAAGAAGGAGACCGUGGAUGUGGGUGGACUACAUCAUCUGAAACAGAUCCGGGUUGGAAGCUGCAGAAGUGGUAUGGAUCCCAGUGUCCUGAGUCUCAAGAAUCAGUUGAAGAAGGCGAGGAGGUUAAUUCCUUCGACGCCAUGUUCCCAGAUCCCUAUGCGGAUGUAUUUCGGGACACCCCUUAAGGGAGGUCUCUGUAUUCCUUACAUAUGUGUAUUUCGUUUGAAUUUGCACAUUUGUUACCCCAUUUUGUGGUUAUUGGCCACUUUAUCUGAUAAAUGAUGAAUUAUUGUGCCAUCGCAUAACCUGAUUGUUGCUCAAAUGAUGAAAUUACCUGAUUCUUUCUUACCUUACUGCUACACAAGUCUCUUUGUGUUUUGUGGUUGCCUUCAUCCACUUUCUCUAAGUGUAGGAGGCUAUGUAAAUGAACUGGUGAUCCUAUUUCUGGGUUGCUUUCAGUUCAUAUGCCACCCACUUUGACUAAGGGUAGGAGGCUAUGUAUCUAUAUUUGUGCUGUUUGCUAAUGAUGAUAGGGCUUACAUUACACUGAUGUGAGGCACUGCACUUACACUACUUGCCCUUGUCUGCUUACUUUAGUGCUUCUACUGAUGAUGAUAGGGGUUGUGUGGUUACUGAGUGAGUAAACUGAUGAUGGCCCAGCCUUUGAAGCUAAUGUAUGUGCAUGUGUGUGAGUAAGAUUGUGUCAUUUGACUUGAAUGCAUACAUGAAUGCCAUGUACUGGUGAUGACUAUUCCGCUUGCCUUCAUACAUAUGCCACCCACUUUGAUUAAGUGUAGGAGGCUAUGUAUCUAUAUUUGUGCUGUUUGCUAAUGAUGAUAAGGCUUACAUUACACUGAUCUGAGGCACUGCACUUACACUACUUGCCCUUGUCUGCUUACUUUAGUGCUUCUACUGAUGAUGAUGGGGGUUGUGUGGUUACUGAGUGAGUACACUGAUGAUGACCCGACCUUUGAAGCUAAUGUAUGUGCAUGUGUGUGAGUAAGAUUGUGUCAAUUGACUUGAAUGCAUACAUGAAUGCCAUGUACUGGUGAUGAUUAUUCUGCUUGCCUUCAGUACAUUUGCCACCCACUUUGACUAAGUGUAGGAGGCUAUUUAUCCAUAUUUGUGUUGUUUGCUAAUGAUGAUAGGGCUUACAUUACACUGACCUGAGGCAUUGCACUUACACUACUUGCCCUUGUCCGCUUACAUGAAUUGACUUGAAUGCAUACAUGAAUGGCAUGUGGUUACCAUAAGUAACCAUGUACUGGUGAUGAUAUUUCUGGUUGCCUUCAGUACAUAUGCCACCCACUUUGACUAAGUGUAGGAGGCUAUGUAUCUGUACAUAUUUCUGGUUACCAUUUCACUUGAAUACACACAUUUCUGCCAAUAAACAUACAACUAUUUGAACAAAAGAUACUACACUGCCCCUACAUUUUGAUAUUGUAGGCUAGGCAUUCAUGGCAGCACAUACAUCACUUGUACACGUCACCUACAUAUUUUGUGCUAUGUUCCUUUGGUAGUGUAUAUACAAAAAGUUGUCCCUUACAUUUGUUAGGCAUUUAAAGAACAAUUUAGAGGGAAUUUUGAAUUUUGGCGUACUGCAGCUUUUUUAGCAUUAACCCUCCCUUUUGUUUGGAGGGGUUUCCAAACUUGUAAGCUGGACUCAGUUUCCAGCACUAUAGAACCAUCAAAUCACUUUUAAAAGUUUUUUAGCCCCUUAAUUUAUUGUUUUUACCACUGCAGCUCCUUUCCCUUUCUUUUUUGUUUUCGGAAUAAGCCAGCACGUGGGGAUGGGAGGGCAAAUAGGGAAAGUCAACAACACUUUUACUUUUUCAUAAAAAUGUGUGAGGGUCAAACGGGGAACAUCUUUACAGGACGGAGGGAGUAUGUUAUUACCAAUUAUUGUUGGUGUCACUGCCAAUAGUUGUCGGUGCCACUUCCGUUGUGAAAUACGUAGUAUAUCACUUCGAUUUUUUUAAUGACUUUUCCCGAUGAAUCUUAAAUAGUUAUAAAUAAAAUAAAACUUGACGAACACUUUCUGAUGACUGCUCCUGUGGUCAACGGCAGUUUCCGAUGAUAGUGGGGAAGGCGUGGGCAGUUUGUGGGGGUUAGAAGGAGAGAAAAUUUAAUUUAAUUAAACAAAUGUUAAUAACGUUUCGCCGUUUCAGAAAAUUAAAGGAAAACUAGUCAUAUUUUUUCAUUAUAUUUAUGGUACCUUUUUCGGAAUAUAAUGUUAUACUCCCAUUAAGGAAUUAAUUAAUUAAUUAUGUAAUACUAAUCAAUUACCUUUUUCGAAAAAGUAGUAAUUGAUGAUAAAAUUUUCAUCUAAGGGAGUUAAUUAUUUUGUAAUGUGAAAUGAGAAUAUUGAUAUGAGACGUAGAAAAGGGGAAAGAUAAAAUAUUGAAACGGGAUGAUUCUACCAAUAUCAGAACAGACCAGAAAUUUCAGUCCUAGUAAAAACAUCUUUAGUUACCCAAUAUUUGAGAGUAUACUUACACAUCCAAAGAUCAAUCAUUUCUAAACCUUUUUUUAAUACACCUCCGUCCUGAAAAGAUUUGUAUACGAAUUUUUCUUGGUCAAUUAUGACAAACUUUGGACAAUGAUUUUAAUUAUUAUAUUUGUAUAUAUCUUAUAAAUUUUAUACUGUUAUGAAAAUAGUUUGAAUAGGGUACAUUUUAAUAUUAUUUUCAUUUAACAUAAUUUCGUGUUAGAAAAUAUUAUUGGUCAAAAUUGAAUAUCACUUAUCAAAAACUUCAAUUUGAUGAACCUUUUUGGGACAGGAGUAUGUAGAAACUACAGUCAAUUAUAACAUAAUAUUAGGGAGUACGUACUAUUGAUAUGUGAUUAUGCUAUACUAUGUGAUAAUGCUAUAGUAUAAAUUUUAGGAUGAUGGUGGUAAUUUACGAGGAAAGGAUCAAUUGAGUACAUCAAUUUGUACCAAGUAGAGUAAAAAGUAUACUAUAUUGCAUUUGACAUUUAUAAGUACAUAAACUCGGUUAUUUAAUAUUAAUUGAGUACAUUUGUUAGAUUAACACGUCAAUAUGCCUGAGUUAACUAACAAAAUCCUGAGCAAUGGACCAAGUUUAUGACGCCAACAUUCACAAAAUUGACCAAAAAGAAAAAAUCGACAUUUGGAGGUCGACCUGCAUGGGGCAUCGGCCGACAUGGGUGCAUCGACCAAGGGAAUAUUCACCUGUGGAGGAUUGACGUUGAUCAAGAGGAAGUCGAUCAAGGGGCUGGGGUUGGUGUCAAUCUUCAGGAGUCGACUUAUUAGCAUUCUGAUAGCAAACUCAUCCACAUUAACAUGUUAAUCUAAUAGGUGUAUUCAAUAUAGUGUACUCUUUACUCCAUUUCAUACAAGUAUAUGUACUAAAUUGACCCUUACCUCGGUAAUUUACAUAUUUAGAGAAAUAAUAACUUUCAUACUUUAUAAUUUCACACUACUUUUAUCUCUAUUUUAGAAAAAUUUCCUUUGAAAUAACAAACGAAAGGAUAUGAAGUUUUUGAUGGAUAAUGGUUAUGAAGAAAGGCUAGACGUACCCUUAAUUAAUACAACAAAUAAAAACAAACAGGGAGCACAUAAUUUAGAAAAUGGCUUAAACACGCCUAUAAUUUAUCCAUGGCUAUCAAGGAAAUUAAGAGCAGCCAAUAACCACAAAUUUCUAAGCGUAACUAGGAGGGCAUUCCUUCACUCUUUAGAGCCUUGCAGCGCUUCGAAGUUUCCCACACCGGUAGUUUCGAAUGUAAAAGGAGUAAAUAAAACCAGGAAGCUGAGAAUCAUGGUCACGACCUUACUUGAACAGGAUCUGUUCUAUAGGAUCGUACCUCUGAAUCCUUGAAUUAUAAGGAGACCAGAAACCAAACCUGGUUGAUGACUGAAGGCCUGGGGGUUAGAGCGUGAUUAGCAGCUCCGGUUCAGCUAUGAGUCGAGCAGUGGAUGAUCGUUCUCAGUCGCACGCGGCUGGGGUGACCUCUGGGCUGUCUGACAGGUUCCAAAUCUUUUUUGGUUUGGUGGAUUCUUCUUCUUCUUCUGUUCGUGAGUUUGCUUUGGUUGCUAGUCUCUUCAUCUCAGUUCACUAAGCUUCGGAUUUUCUUCUACCUCUCGAUGGGGAUUCAAAUCCAACGAAGUUCUGCACCAAAACAUAGAUUGCGAGGCAGAGCUUGCGACAUCGACCUCAAUCUAUUCAGUCUAUUGAAUGAGGAAGACGACUAUCUGCUUUCAUCAUCCGAGUGGACGACUCCUUGCCCAGAUUUUUUUGUAUAAGGAAAUUGAUAGAUUUCAUAUUUUCAGGUAUCAUCCCUUCUCUUUGUGUUUUUUCACUUCACAUUUAUACAUACUACUUACUAGAAUUUCUUCUAUAAAAAUCCAUUAAUUUAUACUGUGCAUGUUUUCUUUUCACUCUACAGAAAUAAAAGUUGAAUUAGAAAGAAGAUGUUGUAAAUGUUUAAUGAGAAAGCUUAUCACUCCACGUAUCCACCUCAAUUACUCUCAUUCGGAUUGUUGACAGCUUCAUCCUUUUUGCAAUUUCCUCAUGUAGUGAAUAAAGCAAAGUUUCAUAGCGAUCUGUUAUAUCAAAAUCUUUUAAGAGUUGUUGUUACAUGAUCAUCUCUUAUCUAAUAAAAGACUCUAUUAUGUUUCUUAGAGUAGGAGCACCAGAGUCUUGUCAAAACAUCAUAUAUUCUUAAAGUGGCUAACAGUAGGUCCUCUUGUUUACAACCAAUAUUUGGGAUCAAUGUGUUCACUUAUGAUAAUUAUGUUAUAUUCUUCGUUUCUUCCUAUCAUUGUUAAAACAUGCAAUGAUAGAGAACAAAUUAAAGUGAUGAAUUAGAAGAAUAAAAAACCGGUGAAGAGAUUGUGGAUGCAAAAGCAUUUUGUUAAGUUGUUGAUGAAGUAGGAGUGAAUUGUCUAGGUGAAACAGAAGUUCUUACUGAUAGAGUUGUUGAAGACCAGAGGGGGGGAGAAGAACAAUGUGACGGUUUCUGUUGAGGGAUUAGGUUUGAAAGAAUGGGUUUGAAGGAUUGGAGAAACCAUAUGAUUUGUGACCCAUAUAGCAACCUGGUGGUGCAACAGGUGGUGCAAAUUCUACCUCACCUGGAGUGGACACUGCAUAGUCAUCCUGCAAAGCAAGGAGAUUGCGGGAUUGGAGAUGCAAUGACUUGACAGCUUGAUGUUGGAGCUUUAUGUAGUGAUCUAUAAUCUUACCAGGAUCUCAGAAGCAAACUAGCAAAGCGCAUUUUGUUUUCCUAUAUUGUUGCUACAAAAAUAUACUCCGUAUGUUAUUACUAGAAAAGGAGGUGUGGUUACUGAAUUGUCACCAUGGUAUUACUACAUGCUGGAAAUAGACACCAUGGUAUAUCCUUUUUGUAAUGUCUCCCAAGUCCCAAUAAAUUUUUGUUUUGUUUUGUUUUGCUAUUUUUAAAAAGUUGUCUACACCUGCAACUUCCUUUUCUUUGUUAGUUCCUAUCAGUUAUCUUUUAUGGGCAAGAAAGAUAGGCCACCAUGAUAUAUCCUUUUUGUAAUGCCUCCCACGUCCAAAUAAAUUUUUGUUUUGUUUUGUUUUGUUUUGCUUUGUUAUUUUUAAAAAGCACUCUACACCUGCAACUUCUGUUGCUUUGCUAGUUCCUAUGGGUUAUCUUCUAUGGGCAAGAAAGAUAGGCCACCAAAAGGUGGUCUUUCUUCCUUGAACAAAGAAUAAAGGACACACUGUCUUCAAUGGGAAUCACUAUAUAUCUUUAUCUGAAAAUUUUAAGUUCAGAUGGUCUUUUUAUAUUUGAAUCUUUAUAUCUGAUUUUUUUGAAUUUAUAUAAAUUGUUAAGCUCUAUUUUGGUCUGAUUUGGAUCUUUUAACUUGAUUUAAUUGAAUCUUUUGUUUCCUUAGUUCUGAAAGGGUUAAACCUAUGGAAAAGCUUAAUGGUUUGACAACACCAAUGCAGCUUCUUCAGAAAUUGUUCUCUGUGGACCAGCAAGUUGCUUCCUGGUUAAACAACUUUGGUGCAUGAGUUUUUUUAUGAAUCCCAGUUCAUGUUCAGUAUGUUUAGGCUCUGUUCCCCUUAUAUAUUUCAUUGUUCCAACAAAUUAUGCAGAACUGUUCGCCACAAAUCUGACAUGCCAAUCAUAUAUGCAAGUGAGGCUUUCUAAUGAAUGACAAGUGCAUAUAAAGUUGCAACUUUUCUCAAAUGGUUGUUUAAAUAAGCUUGAGGGUUUGAUUACGAUCUACAUAUUUUCAAGCAAAUUUCAUUUGUAAGUCUAUUUUGUCCUUAUAGUCCUUGUGCAAAACCAGUUUGAUCAUUUGAUGCAUAUGUAACUGCAGAUUGAACCUAAAGAAUAUUUAAUUUAUUUAUCUACGCACUAUUUGAUAUUUUAUUUAUGGUAGAUACUGUUUUAUUGUUCUAAGGGGUACUUUUCUAUCUUGGCACUGUACUAAUCCAACACAUCUAAUUUGUGCUACAACAGCAGCUUCCCAACCCCCAAUCCGCCCCACAGGUAUCUAAAAAUGCAAAGUGAAGCCUUGGAUGUGUCUCUAACUCGUUGGAUAUUUUGCAUUAUGUUUCCUGAUCCUUAAUUGCCAUUUUUUAUUUUUAUUAAAAAAAUAUUGUGAUUUUGAACUUGUGAGCUGAGGUUUAUAAAACCUUAGUCCUAUGUUGGUGCACACUCAGAGAGGGACCAAGUUGGUGCACACUCACAUGAAGCAUAUGAUAGUUAUGAACUUGACUUGGAUAACAUGCUAUCAUCUAUCAUAACAUGAUUAAAUGGAGGGAGAUGACGACGACAUGGAUGAUACUAAGCAUGCCCUUCAGUUAUGUGAUGUGUUGGUCCAACCAAAUGAUGAAGAUGAAAUGGUGGGUGGACAAUGGAACCACAUGAAGAACACUUUUGUAUUUUGCUAUUGAACAUGCCCUUCAAUUAUGUAUGAAUGACCAUGGGAUUUAAUGUAUGUAUUAUUCUUUUUUAGUACUUUGUGUAAGGUUUUCUAGAAACAGUGGGCAGUAUUUUUGCUAGAAACGAGUUUUUGGCUACACUGAAUGUAUUCUGACCUAGUUUGGUAUAUAUAAGAUGUCACUUUAUCAUAUGGGGUCAGAUGUGAGUGAGAUUAUAUGUCAUAUGGCGGCACUGAAUGUUUUUUUACCUAGGUAUAUAUUCAAGUCAUUUAUGAAGUUCAUAUGUGAGUGAGUGAUGUGUAUUUGUUCACAUGGUUGCACCAAAUGUAUUUUGAUUGAGUUAUAUAUAUAGAUAUAUGUCAAUUCUGAAGUUCA
Cuscuta epithymum is the source of this 9519-nucleotide messenger RNA. Lineage: Eukaryota; Viridiplantae; Streptophyta; Magnoliopsida; Solanales; Convolvulaceae. The record is from the annotation of a GenBank genome assembly.